AUGGCCAUCAUCACAGAGGAACCCGAAAUUACGCCCCAACCUCAAUCACCACUUCCCCACCUCAAAGGCCUCAUCCCCCACCUAUCUCUUCCUCCACAACAAGUCCAACCUCCCGCAUCUUUCGCAUCCCUUCCCAUCGAGCUCGUCGAGUAUAUCACCAAGGAGCUCGAUCGCAACUCGCUCAUCAGCCUUACCUGCGCCACGCAUCAUCCCAGCGUUGCAGCCGCCGCGGAACUUAUGAUCUGGAGCGAUCUAAAGAUCCUGCUGCCGCAGCACUACGGUGAUCAGCCAUGUAUCGAGACUACCCCGAGAUGGACGGACCCGUGGUCAGACACGAGGGUUUUCAAGGAUAUGGAAAUCCAGGAACGGUGGGGUCCAGGUCUGCUGGGGCUCCUAGAGCUUGUCAUCAGCCUGGGCCACGGCGGAGAGGAGGGAAAAGAGAAGUGGAGCAAGGUCACUUCUUUGACGUUGAUACCGCAUCCGGGCGUAUCGAUCAAAAUUCUACGGCUGCUCGAUUCAGUAUCCCCGUAUCUGCGCCACCUCACGGUCGGCGGUAAGACCCCACAGCACAUCUGGGGAGGAGGACGUUGCCUACCCUCCCUGGACAGCAGGAUGGCUCGAUGUCUACCCGCCUUCCCCUUGCUCACAUCGGUGCGGCUAAACAUCAACUCAAGACCGGAUGUCGAUGUCUACCUGAGCCUCUGCUCUUUGGCGCCAACUCUGGAGUCACUCGAGAUUGACUGGCGGUGCGACGGCGACUCGUGCGGGCAGAUGCCCCGCUUCCAAACCUGGAACAUAAUACCCCAGGAGGUGACCAAAUUGCGAUACCUUCGCGUCACCUGGGGCGACGAACCGGAAGACGACGGGAGAGAGACGGAUCGCGACGCUCUUUGCUCCCUCGGUAUCAUCCAACAAUCUCCCCUGCUCGAGCAUCUUGCUCUUGAGCCCCACCACAAGGUCGCCAACUCGAUGAGUGCCCAGUUCCUCCGCGCAAUCGCAGGGCUGCAUAAGCUGCACACGCUCGACCUCGACUGCGAUAUCUAUGACCUGAACUUGGCGCAAGAUGGUCUGAGGUCCAACAUCAGCCGCUUCAUCCUUCAAGCUGGCCACUGGCACACCUCGUACUGCUUCGAGCUAAAUCCGCUACCCCAGCUCACCGAUCUGUACUUCGUCGACGCCAUCGACGCCGGAGGAGCCGGCUGUCCUCCUCAUGACGCCGCCGCUCCUACUGCACCCGGUGUACACAGGCUACUCCCAGCUGUCUCUACGACUCUGCGCAACUGUCCCCUACUUCGUCACCUGCACGUCCUGCGAAGGCCUGUCCGGAAAUACGACAUGUCGCUCGAGCUCGGGUCCGUCGUCGAUCAGUUCCGCUCUGCCGAGCCCUUCGGUUUAGUCAAUUCUAUGACUCACGGCGACGAGCAAGUCUUGAUCGCUUGGCUCUAUCAAGACUACGUCGAGACCGGCGAGUGUUAUAUGCUAGACGGUGUGAAGUAUCAGGUCAGCUCAACACCUGUAUCUCAGACCCUCACCCCUGUCGCCCAUAUCGACGACGAUUCGUCGGACCCUCCCUCGAGCUCCUCGCGGCGCCCUGUACAAAACCUAGAUCUCGAAGAUCAACACGCUUCCUUCACAACUCCAGAUAGGCGCUGGUGGUGCCGGGAAUUCAAAGCGCAAAGUCCGACAAUGUGGCGGGUCUACACGGACUACAAGGGCCUUGCAGUCCCGAUGGAGGUCAUCAAGGCGAUGCGGGCGGAGGAGUGGAAAGGGAUAGAUUGGGAUAGGCGCGGGGUUGAAGUGGGGGAGGCGGCGUGGGAAAUCUUGCUGGACUGGCAUCGGAGUGUUCUUGAGGCGGGCGACCUCUUUGCAACGAUUCACGACAAUUUACGACAAGACGAGCUUUACGAUCAGACGGGAUGGCGAGGGCGGACGGGAUCCCGGUCGGGGUAUAAGGGAUAG
Dioszegia hungarica is the source of this 1959-nucleotide messenger RNA. RefSeq lists its product as uncharacterized. The record is from RefSeq and is a predicted model, not a curated record. Bases 1 to 1959 code for a protein of 652 amino acids. NCBI's taxonomy places the organism in Eukaryota, Fungi, Basidiomycota, Tremellomycetes, Tremellales, Bulleribasidiaceae. The transcript is spliced from 4 exons.